GUUUUCUUUCCGGUCCGGCGCUAGGACCCGGAGGAGCAGCGGCAGCAGCCCUCAGACAGCAGUAUGCUAGCAGAAGCUGUUGUCACACGGAUUCAUGAUCCACACUCCCCUCGCAGCUUUCAACACUGUAAUUGAGACUUAGUCAUGUCUCAGGUUGAGAAGAAGGCGGGGCUGCUGAGGAGGACGUCGUCCUCUAAAAAACCCCUGAAGGAGAAGGUCGUUCUGAUGUAUGAUGAGAUUUUUGCUAAAGAAGACCCAUCUAAAAACAACCCUCGGUUCUGGGAUGAGCUGUUUCUUAUGAAGGUCAACUUGGAGUACCUUGAAUCCAAGUUGGAGAGUGUAGAUGGGGAGGAGGUGCAGCGAAUCCAGGACAACAUCAACUCUCUGUUCCACCACUGCGUUCAGGCUCUGGGAGAGGAGCACCAAAUCAAAGUGGUCAAUGCCCUGCAGACUCUCUGUGCACUUUUCCGAGGCGUUCACCAGAAGAACAAGUCCGCCUCGGGUUUUGAUAUCAUCAACAUGCUGAUGGGCUUCGACAAGGCCGAGCAGAGGAUGAAGGAUCUGAUGGAGAGACUGGACAGCCUCCUCUGUGGAGACAGCUCCGAAAGUCUGAAGAGCCUUUGCCUCAAGCUGUUGCUGUGUUUAGUAACGGUAACUGACAACAUUAGUCAGAACACCAUACUGGAAUACGUGAUGAUCAAUAGCAUCUUUGAAGCCAUCUUACAGAUUCUGUCGGAUGUGUCCAGCAGAGGGCAGCAUGGUUACGAUGCUGUGGUGCUUCUGGCCCUCCUGGUCAACUACAGAAAGUAUGAGUCUGUGAAUCCGUACAUUGUGAAGCUCUCCAUCGUGGAUGACGAGCCAACACUCGAUGGAAUGGGCAUGGUCGUCCACCAGGCCCUGACGGAAUAUAACAGACAAUACAAAGACAAAGAAGAGGAGAAUCAGGGCGGUUUCUUCUCUACUCUCACCACGAUGGUGGGCAACAUGUUUAUAGCCGAUGCAGAUGAGAAGCUCUCUGUUCAGACAAAUGAAGCAAUUCUGCUGGCUCUCUACGAAGCUGUGCAUCUCAACCGCAACUUCAUCACUGUAUUAGCACAGAGUCACCCUGAAAUCGAAAUCGCAGCAAGUCCGACCACUCCCACUCCGACCACCCCCACAACACCGCUCGGCACAACCCCCCCCUCCCUGGACAUGAUGAACAACCCAGAACUGCCUCUGGAUCCCAACCUGCAGACCAGCAACCUCCUCAUCACCUUCCUCAAGUACGCCUCCAUCGUGAUGCAGGACACUAAAGACGAGCACCGACUCAACAGUGCCAGACUGUGCCUGAUCAUCCUGACCUGCAUCGCCGAGGACCAGUACGCUGAUGCCUUUCUUCAUGACGACAACAUGAACUUCAGAGUCAAUCUCCACAAGAUGCCCAUGAGACACAGGAAAAAAGCCGUGGAUAAGAAUAUCCCGUCGCGUCCGCUGGUUUGUGCCGUUCUAGAUCUGAUGGUGGAGUUCAUCGUCACUCACAUGAUGAAGGAUUUUCCGAUGGAUUUGUACCUGCGCUGUGUGCAGAUCAUCCACAAACUCCUCUGUUACCAGAAGAAGUGCAGAAUCAGAUUACACUACACCUGGAGGGAGCUGUGGUCAGCUCUCAUCAACCUGCUGAAGUUCCUGCUGUCAAACGAAACCUCGCUGCUCGCCAAGCACAACAUCUUUCAUCUGUCCUUACUGGUAGUGAAUCUGUUCAACAUGUUCAUAACGUAUGGCGACACCUUCCUGCCCACCUCCAACAGCUACGACGAGCUGUACUACGAGAUCGUGCGAAUGCACCAGGUGUUUGACAACCUCUACUGUAUGGUUUUGAGAGUAUCAACCAACACAGGCCAGUGGAAGGAGGCAGCCAGUAAAGUCACACACGCUCUGAUCAAUGUUCGGGCCAUCAUCAACCACUUCAACCCCAAGAUCGAGUCGUACGCCGCCGUGAACCACAUCUCGCAGCUGUCGGAGGAGCAGGUGUUGGAAGUGGUUCGGUCCAACUACGACACGCUGACCCUCAAGCUGCAGGACGGCCUGGACCAGUUCGAGAGAUACGCGGAGCAGCCCAAAGAGGCGGCGUUCUUCAAGGAGCUGGUCCGCUCCAUCAGCCUGAACGUGAGGAAGAACGUCUCCCUCAACACGCUGAGUCAGGACGUCCUGCUCAAAGAGUUCUCCACCAUCUCAUGAGCGCCGCCCGCCCGCCCGGCCUCCUCCCAGCACGCCGGCGAACUUCACACCGACCACUCUCUCUCCGCCCCUCGCCCCCACCCCUCGCCCUCGACACGGCGGCAGAGACAGACGCACCGACAGGCUGGAUGCACCUCGAACCGAAGCCUGGAGGCCGUCCGGAUUUGAGGACGUGUCCGUGUUGCGCUGCCUCUCUGUGUCCAAUCAGCAGUAUUGGCUGGACUGUUAACCGACACACGGAAACCGUGGUCUGAUUUAGUGACACUAAGUAUUUCUGCCGUCUGGUGUUCAGAUAAAGAAAGAACUGGAAUCAUCUCUAUUUUUCACCUUUUUUUUUUUUUUUUUUUUUUUUUGGGAGUUUGGUGACUUUCUUAAAAUAGAGCAUUAACUCUUCCUUUGCAGAUUAUGGCGUGAAUGUUGAAUUAAUUCUCCUCAUGCUCAGAACAAAUCCAGGAGUAUGUUGUAUUUACCUGUGUGUGUGUGAAGGGGUAGGAGAGUUCAAUCAAACAGGCAGCGGAUGCUUUGAAGUGAUCCGCUCAGCAGGAAGUGGACGAGAACUCUCAAAAAAAAAAACCUAUCUCCACCUCCCCCGGAGCCGAGCUUCACUCCCUCCCCGAGUCAGACUCGUACCGGCGACCUGUUUGGAGUUUCAGUCUUACCGAAUGUAUUGAGGUUAUUUCAGCGGCCUCCCGGUGUUGGAGUGAGCCGUCGCUGCUGAUGUGUCUCUGGCACAGAUGAAGUCAGUUCGACGGAAAAGGAAGAAAAAAGAGGCCCAGUGUACAUACAGCCUUUUGAACUCAUUGUUACUUUUUUUUUUUUCUUGAUUGAUUGAAAGCGGUUCUGAAUUAUGCAACUUCUUCCAGCGUUUGGUUUUUCUUUCGUGGCUUAACUCCUGUAGGAAUAUUUAUGUCUCCUUUUUUUAAAUAAAAAAAAUUGUUUCCUACUCUUA
This is a messenger RNA of Salarias fasciatus (jewelled blenny), 3163 nucleotides long. RefSeq names its product armadillo like helical domain containing 3 (gene armh3). Bases 145 to 2214 code for a protein of 689 amino acids. The record is from RefSeq and is a predicted model, not a curated record. The transcript is spliced from 26 exons. Gene Ontology annotation, cellular component: cytosol. Lineage: Eukaryota; Metazoa; Chordata; Actinopteri; Blenniiformes; Blenniidae.